Messenger RNA from Dermochelys coriacea (leatherback sea turtle), 4753 nucleotides. RefSeq names its product transmembrane protein 170B (gene TMEM170B). The transcript is spliced from 3 exons. Gene Ontology annotation, cellular component: plasma membrane. The record is from RefSeq and is a predicted model, not a curated record. The coding region runs from base 531 to 929 and encodes 132 amino acids. NCBI's taxonomy places the organism in Eukaryota, Metazoa, Chordata, Testudines, Dermochelyidae. Gene Ontology annotation, biological process: negative regulation of canonical Wnt signaling pathway.
CGCGCUUUCCGUUGAGUCCCUCGCUGACGCCGGCUCGUGCACUGCCGGGGGUGGCGCGAGGGCGGCCGGCGCGCGCAGAGCGGUUCGGAGCCGGGGUGGCGGUUGCCUCGCGGGCGCCUCCACCCCCACCCCCUCCCCCGCCCCGUCUCAGGGGAUGCUGGCGGCCGGGGCGAUGAUGAGGAAGAGGCUGAGGAGGGAGGCGGGGGCCUCCCGCCCCGCUGCCCCCCGCCUCCCGCCCACCGGCUCGGAGCCCCGCCGACCCGUCCGCUGCCCCUGAGGAGGCCCCGAGCCAGCGGCCCCCUCCACGCCCCCUCUCCGUCCUCAAUGUCUCCCCCGCCGCGGGGAGGCUGCUGCCGCCUUGGAGUCCAGCCGCCCCGGCCCCCUCUCCGUAGCCGCCCCGUCGCCGUCGGCCCGCAGCAGCCGCCUGGGCGCGGAAGGAGCCCGGCCUCCCCGCUGCCACCGCGACCCGGCCGCCGCCAGCCCCUGGCGGCUGAGGAGCGGCGGAGGAGGCGGAGAGGCCCCCGGGGAAGAUGAAGGCGGACGCGGGAGACAACUCCAUGAUCAACCUGUCGGUGCAGCAAGUGCUGAGUCUGUGGGCGCACGGCACCGUGCUGCGGAGCCUCACCGAGAUGUGGUACUGGGUUUUCCUAUGGGCUCUCUUCUCCUCUCUCUUUGUCCAUGGUGCUGUGGGAGUGUUAAUGUUUGUGAUGCUGCAGAGGCAUAGGCAGGGGAGACUAAUCUCUGUCAUUGUGGUCAGCAUUGGAUUUCUGGGUUCUGUAUCUGGAGCAAUGAUAACCAGUGCAGCAGUAGCUGGAAUUUACAGAGUAGCAGGGAAGAACAUGGCUCCUUUGGAAGCACUGGUAUUUGGAGUUGGACAGACAGUACUGACAUUGAUUAUCUCAUUUUCAAGGAUUCUUGCUACACUUUGAGACUUCAGUGAAAACAGUCAGUUGAUAUAAGGAAACCUGUUGUCUGCAGAGAAGCUUCCUGAAAGUGGCUUCAGUGGCUGGUGGACAUGGAUUGGUGCAACAGGAAGAAUAUGGGACCUGUACUUCAAAUCUAGAAGUUCAGUCAAGUGGGAAAGGACUGCCCUCUAGUGUCUACACUGUUGUACUCCUGCUCUGCACCUUACGUGCCUCAGUCACAGGAAAGGUGCAAUUAAUGUAUGUGAAGCUGUGAGAUAAAGCACCUUGAAGAGCUGCCAAUCAGGUUAACACUUGAUGAUGAGAUCAUUGUUCUUAAUAGUGUUGAAAUACAGGGACAUUUCUGAAGAUCAGUACAUGUGCCAAACUUGAAGUUUAAUUUUUAAACUAUUGAUAGUGUGAACAUUUGAAAUUGUAGUAAUAGAUGAGUGCUGUGAAUAUAUUCCACAUUAAUUCAGGUAAACUAGUAAGGUACUUGCAUUUGUUUAACUUAGUCCUACUCAGUGCUGAGUGUUACCCCAUUCAACAUAUGAAAUAACUACUUGAUUUUUGAACUGUACAUGAGUAUUAUUGGGAUAUAGGACUGCAGCAGUUCUGUUCAUAAAAUUAAUGAGGUUAGCACUAUAUGUAGGAGAUCUUUAGUGAAGCAAUUCUGUGAGGUUCACCACCUAUAGAAAAGAGAUUUAAUGGUUUUAUUUCCACAUACUUGGUAUUUUAUCAGUCCAAAAAUCAUCAAGCAGACUGUGAGUAGGGCAAACUAAGUACAAUCUAUUAUGUAUAUUUACAAAUGAAAUUUAAAUUAUUCCUUUACUCAUAAAUUUUGUUUGAAAUGUAGGUAUUCAUUAACCUUUCUGAAAAAGGUACUUGUGUUUAUCUUCAAAGAAAGAAGUUGUUUCCAGUGUGAUGUCAGAGAAAUUACUUGUUGCAAUUAAAUCUUCUUUUUAAUGAUAUUUAAAACCAGAACCAGUCUUUAAUUCUGAAACAUCUAAUGUUUAAAACAUGACCUAAUCUAGGCUCUGAAAGAGAAUUAAAAAAACAAGUAAAGAAACAACAAAGAACAUUGAAAUUGAACGGGAUCAUUGUUCCAGUAUUCUGCUGAACAAAAACGGUAAAUUUAAUGUUAAGAUCCGGUCUAUCAGUAUCAAAACUGGGACAAUAGUGUAAUGCAUGUACUUCCUCAUUUCUGAACUCAUUUUAUCCUAUGUGGAGUUUUCAGAUAUUUAGCUUUCAGUAGACUUGUGUUCUUUCUACUUUAAAAGGAACAGUGGUAAUAUGCAUGUAAAAUGCACAUAUAAAAUGGUUCAAAGCGAAUAGAAAUUUUAAAAUAUUACAGGAGUGCAGAAUUCAGAAGGGCAAGAAGGUCUGUGUGCGGAAAGAGGGAAUCAUUCAUAUCCUGCUUCAGUGGAGUACUUUUACAACAGUUGUUGAAUAAAUGUGUGCAUAGAGAGGGAGAGCUUAUGCACCAGAGGUGUUGCUGUCAUGAUGUCCAAGAUUAUUCCAGGCCUGUUGAAACAGUAGUAUUUGCAGCACUAUCAAAAGGACACUGUCACAAAAGUUACUUAAAAAUUACUUCGCUCACUGCUUUAAAAUACAAUAAAAAUCUGAUUUUACCAUUAUUUCCUCCAUAUACAUUAGUUUAUCAGUUAUUAUUCAUAAUUGGUAGGCUGCUGAUAUCUGUAGAUAAUUAUUUAAAUUUUUCUCAUUAACUUAAUUUAUGAAAAAUAAUUGAUUGCAGAUAGUCAAGUCACUGACUUAAAAAAAAAAACAAUUUAGUAUAAAUAAAAUAACUGAAGUUAUAUUCCUUUUAAUUUAAUGUGCCUUGGAGAGAGAAAUUUUAGGGGAAGGAAUUUUAAAUAAUUUUACUGUCCUCUUACUGCUUGUUCUCUUCUUGCUUUUACUAACAGAUUUGAUUAUCUGAUGCAAUGGUUUAAUCAACAGAAGUACUGGGAGGAGUAAUGAAUUCUUAUGGCAUGACAAACUAUGGAACCAUGUUUUAUCUGGAUCUAAAAAUUCCUUUCCUAAAACAUAGUCUUCAGUAACUUGAAUAAUUUCAAGACUUCUUAACUUUCACUAGAAAGCUGCAUCUUAGACUUCAGAUUUUUUGCACAUCUAACUAACUUGCUGUUCUAUUCAUAACGUUUUUGUCUUAUGACAAUUUAACAUCUUCAGUCUCACCGUAUUAAACCAAUGACUACAAAAGACGCCAUUACUAAGUUCAGAAGUUUGAAUGAAAAUUAAAAUUUCAUUGAAUGGUAAACUGUGCUUUUCACCUCAAUUGAGGUGCCAGUGAAGUGUUUGUUAAUGUGCGCCUUCUUAUGAUAUAGGUCAGCAUUUUUCAGAGGAGGAAACCUCUGCAAUAUUAGGACCAGCUGUUGAAUGAUCUUUAGCUCAAGCAUGUAUUAGGUUUAAAAAAUAUAUACGUUGCAUACAGAAUUGUCACUCUCUAAAAUAUGGUCUGAGCUGCUUAGUUGUCUAUAUUUAUUAUAUGGUAUUAAUGUUCAGCAACAGUAGGCAGUCAGACUAUUCAAUAUAAUGUCCAAGUGGCUCCCCAGAUGUCAAUAGGACAAAACUAUCAACUCUGAGGAAGAAUUCUUAACUGCUUUGCUUUAUGGGGAGAUACGAGGAUGAAUAGCUUGGCACAAAGUACAGUAUUAACUUAUUGCCUUUUCACAUUAAAAUACAGUAUUUGAAUGAACAAGCAGUUACCAGUGGUGAAAACAUCUUCAGUAGCCUUAUGCCUUUGAAAGAAAUAGAUCAGUUUCAGCACUGAUGUUUUAUUCCAAUGACUGCUUUUGGGAGUUGGAUGGCUGCUGCACUCUUUGGCCCUUAUUAUAAAAAAUGGUUAUAGUCAAUAUGUAUACAUGUAAUAACCAGGAAUGGUCUUUUUAUAAUCCAUUUUGUGAAAAAUGUGUUUUAGAAUUUACGCACGCUAGUAAUUCACACAACAUCUUGGAGUAAAUUUCUUGGGACAGUAUUAUAUCUUUUAUUGUAAUAGUACUGUGCAGUAUUUCAAGACAAAGGCAUCUUUUAUAUGAAUGGCCCUAUAUGGAUAUGCUUGAUGGUUAUUAUUCACUACAGUAGUGUAGAAGUGCAACAUAUCGACACAAUUCUGGUCUUUGGAAAAAUGACAGUGUGGUAAUUGAUGUGAAGAAACUUCAACCACUUACUUGUAACUUUAAGAUAGAAGCUCUUUUGGUUUUUCAAGAUUUAAAUACCAGCUAUAUUUGAUUAUUAGCUAUGCAUCACUAUAAAAAAAGAAUUCUGUUUGCAGAUAGCUAGAACAGCUGUGUUAUAUGAAGAAAAUAUUUCAAAUCUUUUUAAUUUUUGGUGAUCUUCUUAUGUUUGUUGAAUGGAUCUCUAUGUACCAUGGUUAGCAAUGGAAUUCUGGGCAUACUCCUCAGUUGUUUACAGCAACAGAUGACAGUAGUUAAACCAGUUUUAAUGUACGAACACAGGGACCAAAGAGUGAUUUAUACUUCUGUCUUUAUCUGUAAUGUUACAUAGCAGUAUAAAUAUAUUUCUAAUGUUCAUUGAAUUGUGAUUGUUUUAAUCUAAGGAAAUAAUGAUUCUUUGUUAGUUUUGCACUUUGCUAUUUAUUUGUUCUGUUUUUUUGUUUUAGUAUGAUUAGUUGAUUUUUAUUUUAAUUACAUUUGUCUUUUUUAUUGUACAUAGUACCAUCUAGUAAAUAGCUUUUUGUAUUAUAACUGUUUAGAAAAUCUGUCCUUGUGUUUGUAAACUGUUCUUCUUUUUCACUAGCAUGUGUAUUUUGACAUUUCAUUCACUGAGCAUAUUUUAGUAUGCCUUUAAUACAUUAACUUAAUAUUACAUCA